AUGGCAUUAACCGAGGCUAUUCUAAAUCUUGUUCAAGCAAUGGCUUUGGGAACAGCAGUUGCUCUCGUUGUUGCUCUGGUUGGUAUUUCAAUAUGGUUCAUUAGAGGAUAUGUCAAUGAUAAUAAGAAGAAACAACACUCCAAUGAUCUCCCAAAUCUACCUGAGGUACCAGGGUGGCCGGUGAUCGGAAAUCUGCUGCAACUGAAAGAGAAAAAGCCACACAAAACUUUUAGCAAAUGGGCUGAGAUUUAUGGACCAGUCUAUUCCAUCAAAACUGGUGCCAACACUGUUGUUGUGCUCAAUUCUAAUGACGUUGUCAAGGAGGCCAUGGUGACCAGAUUUUCAUCAAUAUCAACAAGAAAGUUAACUAAAGCAUUGAAGAUCCUUACUUUCGAUAAAUGCAUGGUUGCAACAAGUGAUUAUGAUGAGUUUCAUAAAACCGUAAAACGAAAUAUACUCACAACUAUUUUGGGACCAAAUGCUCAGAAACGACACCGUGGCCAUAGAGACAUCUUGAUUGAAAAUACUUCAGAAUACUUGCAUGCUCAUGUGAAGAAUUGUCCACUUGAAGCUGUGAAAUUCAGAACCAUCUGCGAGUCUGAACUUUUUGGAUUAGCAUUGAAAGAAGCUUUGGGGAAGGUUGUGGAAUCCAUUUAUGUGGAGGGGCUUGGAAUCACCUUGUCAAGGGAGGAGAUCUUUAAGGUUUUAGUGAUUGACCCAAUGGCGGGUGCUAUUGACGUGGACUGGAGAGAUUUUUUUCCUUUUUUAAGGUGGAUUCCAAACAGAGGAUUUGAAAUAAAAAUCGAGCAAAUGGAUUUACGGAGGCAGGCAGUGAUGAAGGCCCUGAUGAGCAAGCAGAGACAGCGAAUCGCUUCGGGAGAGGAAGUGGAUUGUUAUCUCGAUUACUUGUUAUCCGAAGCAAAAACAUUAUCAGAGAAACAAAUAAGAAUGUUACUUUGGGAGGUCAUUAUUGAAUCAUCAGACACUACUUUGGUCACCACAGAAUGGGCUAUGUAUGAACUUGCUAAAGAUCCAAUGCGGCAGGAUCGUCUCUAUCAAGAGAUAAAAAGUGUUUGUGGAUCAAACAGGAUCACGGAAGAAAAUCUGUCUCAGCUCCCAUAUUUGUCUGCUGUUUUCCAUGAAACAUUGAGAAAUCAUACUCCUGUUCCACUCGUACCUCUUCGAUAUGUACAUCAAGAUACACAACUAGGAGGGUACUAUAUCCCUGCUGGAAGUGAGAUUGCUAUAAACAUUUAUGGAUGCAACAUGGACAAGAAACUGUGGGAGAAUCCUGAAGAUUGGAACCCUGAAAGAUUUCUUGACGGGAAGUAUGAUCAGAUGGAGUUGCACAAGACGAUGGCCUUUGGAGGCGGAAAGAGGGUGUGUGCAGGUGCUCUUCAAGCGAUGUUAAUUUCAUGCACGGCAAUUGGUAGACUUGUACAAGAAUUCGAGUGGAGAUUGAGGGAUGGGGAGGAAGAAAACGUCGAUAACCUCUUACUCACCACUCACAAGCUCCAUCCGAUGGAAGCAAUCCUGAAGCCGAGAAAUUGA
Cornus florida is the source of this 1551-nucleotide messenger RNA. Its product is annotated as ent-kaurene oxidase-like. The transcript is spliced from 9 exons. NCBI's taxonomy places the organism in Eukaryota, Viridiplantae, Streptophyta, Magnoliopsida, Cornales, Cornaceae. Gene Ontology annotation, molecular function: heme binding; ent-kaurene oxidase activity; iron ion binding. The record is from RefSeq and is a predicted model, not a curated record. Gene Ontology annotation, cellular component: chloroplast outer membrane; endoplasmic reticulum. Gene Ontology annotation, biological process: gibberellin biosynthetic process. Bases 1 to 1551 code for a protein of 516 amino acids.